Tarenaya hassleriana is the source of this 1998-nucleotide messenger RNA. Its product is annotated as dihydrofolate synthetase. Lineage: Eukaryota; Viridiplantae; Streptophyta; Magnoliopsida; Brassicales; Cleomaceae. The record is from RefSeq and is a predicted model, not a curated record. Gene Ontology annotation, cellular component: cytosol; mitochondrion; cytoplasm. The coding region runs from base 276 to 1901 and encodes 541 amino acids. The transcript has 10 exons. Gene Ontology annotation, biological process: tetrahydrofolylpolyglutamate biosynthetic process. Gene Ontology annotation, molecular function: tetrahydrofolylpolyglutamate synthase activity; ATP binding.
GAAAUAGCUUCCGGUUUUGGAUGAACCGGUCGCGGCUCGACCAGUCUACCGGCCGGUCGAAGCUAUCAAUAUGACAAUAUGUGCCCAAGUUCUCGUGUCUAUGGCAUGCACAGCAUGACAUGAUUCUCCUAAAACACGACACGAUGUCUCGUAAAAAACGGCGUGCAAUUGGAACAAGCUAACUCUCUUGCUCAGACGUGAGAAGUCAGAACUCUCGGGAGCAUUUUCCCGUUACGAAGCAUUUUCCCGAGAAACAAACAGAAACAUUUUAGAAGAUGAGGGCACUGUCGACGCAAUACUUCGGCAAUAUUAUCCUCGGCAAAGCUUCUCCAACCAUCAGCAGAAGAGUUUUUGCUGCGAAAUUAAGCUCAGAACGGUGUGUACCGAUGUGCACUGAAGAUCCAGAGAUGAAGGAUUUGAUCGAGUAUCUGGAUUCUCUGAAGAACUAUGAGAAAUCGGGUGUGCCCAAGGGAGCGGGGACGGAUUCCUACGACGGGUUCGAUCUAGGUCGAAUGAAGCGCCUCAUGCAUCGCCUCGGUAAUCCUCAGUCGAAUUACAAGACCGUUCAUGUUGCCGGGACAAAGGGAAAAGGGUCCACUGCUGCUUUUAUCUCCAAUAUAUUACGGUCAGGUGGAUAUUCGGUCGGUUGUUAUUCGAGCCCACAUAUUUUGAGUAUAAAGGAACGCAUGACCAUUGGAGGAUACGGGGAUCCAGUGUCUGCAUCGACUCUGAAUGAUCUUUUCUAUACAAUCAAGCCGGUUCUUGAUCAGGCAAUUGAAAUGGAAAAUGGUUGCUUGAGUCAUUUUGAGAUUCUCACUGGAAUAGCCUUUUCAUUAUUUGCCAAGGAAAAUGUUGAUAUUGCAGUUGUAGAGGCUGGCCUAGGAGGCGCUCGGGAUGCUACAAAUAUAAUUGAAAGUUCUGAUCUUUCUGCAUCAGUCAUAACAACAAUAGGUGAAGAACAUAUGGCUGCGCUCGGGGGCUCCUUGGAAAGCAUAACAGUGGCUAAAUCAGGAAUUAUCAAACAUGGUCGUCCAGUAAUAUUAGGUGGCCCAUUUCUUCCUCAUAUCGAAGCCAUUCUACAUGAUAAAGCAGUGUCCAUGUCAUCGUCAGUUAUAUUGGCAUCUGACGUUGGAAUUAGUUCUUCAAUUAAAGGCAUCAUCAACACAAAUGGGGGAAUGCAAUGUGAUAUCAUAAUACGGAAUGAAAGAGAUGAUGAUCCAAUUAUAGAGCUUGAUGACAUAAAUCUGCGCAUGCUUGGGCAUCAUCAGCUCCAAAAUGCAGUUACUGCCACAUGUGUGGCCCUCUGCCUUCGCAAUCAGGGAUGGAGUGUGACUGAUGAAGCUAUUCGGGUUGGUUUGGAGAAUACACAUUUACUUGGGAGAUGUCAGUUUCUAACAUCCAAAGAAGCAGAGUCUAUACAGUUACCUGGAGCUACAGUGCUGCUUGAUGGAGCCCACACCCAAGAAUCGGCGAGAGCCUUGAGGGACAUGAUAAGUAUGACAUUUCCUGGCCAGAAACUGGCAUUUGUGGUUUCAAUGGCCAGCGACAAAGAUCAUUUGGGUUUUGCAAAAGAACUUCUCUCAGGUCAACGACCCGAAGCCGCAUUCCUAACAGAAGCUGACAUUGCCGGAGCCAAGACCCGAGCAACUUCCUCGUCCUCAUUGACAGAUACUUGGAUCAAAGCUGCUGAUGAACUCGGCAUUUGCAGUACUGUUCUCCUAAAUAACGAUAUGGAUUGCCUCACUACAGCAUCAAAAGGCACAGUUAUAUUGGGAGCCGAGAGUUCGUUGAAGAUUGCAUUAAGACUUGCCUAUAAGACUCUCAACGAUGGCGAGGGCAUCGUUGUAGUCACAGGCUCUCUUCAUAUCGUGUCUUCAGUGCUAGCUUCUGUCCAAACCUAGAUUUCUUGUUCUUCUGGAUACUGCAGUGUCAAGAUUUGGACAAGAUUUAUGUAACCAUAGCGAUCUUGGUUUAGCUUUCUCUGUUUUCUCUGUUUUG